Erinaceus europaeus (western European hedgehog) is the source of this 5077-nucleotide messenger RNA. It is a transcript of the gene WDR97, whose product is annotated as WD repeat domain 97. The transcript has 24 exons. Lineage: Eukaryota; Metazoa; Chordata; Mammalia; Eulipotyphla; Erinaceidae. Gene Ontology annotation, molecular function: protein binding. Bases 9 to 4934 code for a protein of 1641 amino acids. The record is from RefSeq and is a predicted model, not a curated record.
CAGGCUACAUGGGGACAAAAGUGGAGAAGAAAGUGGUGCGGCGGAGCAGCCCUUUAUCAAGUGAAGGUGACAACCUGAGUCAGGAUGAGGAUGUGUACGAUGCUGACUGCUUUGCCAACCCAGAUCCUGGUGUGCUUAAGGAAAGGAAUGACUUGUCAUUCUCGGAGCCAGUCUCAGAGGUCUUCACCAGCAGUUCCAAGUGGCAGAUCCUGACUUUGCAAUCCCGUGCCCGCCAGCUCUGGCUGUACCUCCGCAUGAAUCUCCAUGGUGUGGUGGAAAAGGCAAAGAGAGCUGAGCUACACGUGACACUCCUGAAGCAUGGGCUAGAGCCACUGCGCUGCCUGCAGGUGACAGCCAGAGUGAGCUCCCUAGCACAGGACCCAGCAGACAAGCGCUUUGUGGUGCUGGAUGGCAUAGGCUACCUGCACCUGCAUAAGGAGGACGGCUGGGCACGCAGGACGCUGAAGGCCCCCCUGGCACUUAAAGGACUGGCGUCAGUACUGGGCCCAUUGGGGAAUGUGAGCCGCUUUGUGGGCUGGGGCCCCAUGGGAUUGGUCCUACUAAGGUCCAACUUCCACCUGCUGUGGCUAAGUAACCCAGGCACAGGCUGGGCAUCAGGCCGAGAACCCACCUGCUGCCUGCCAGUGCCUGAACUGGGGCUGCUGCUAGUGGCAGAAGCAGGAGGAGCUCUGGCACUCUGGAGGUUCCGCUCGGGGGGUCAUCGCCUGGUGCCAUGUGGAUCACCUCUGCAGCCACCACCAAGCCUUGGGGGAGCACUCGAGCGUCUGGCUCUGGGGGCCCUGGCUCCCCACCACACUCCUUGCUGUUAUGCUGCCUAUGGUUCAUCAGUGCUCACCUUUGAUCUGCAUGCCUGGUCUCUCACAGAUGUACAGCACGACCUACAUAAAAUCACCAUUUCCGACCUGGCAUACUGUGAAGACUUGAGGGUCGUGGUGACAGCAUCCUGGGACAGCACGGUUAAAGUGUGGGACUCUGACUGGCAGAUCCGGAUGGUGUUCCUGGGCCACACAGGCCCAGUGACAGCCCUCACUGUGCUUCCCAACACUCUCUUGGUGCUGUCGGCUGCCCUGGAUGGGACAUUGCGUACGUGGGACCUACAGACCUCAGCGCAGGUGGGCGAGGUGGAGCUCUGCGCCUGGGACCCCUAUGAUAAAAGCACACCAGUGAAGCUCCUGCUGCCACCCGCCCGCCCCGGCUGCCCCGUGAUCUCUGUGAGAACCAACUGCGUGCAGCUGUGGCACCUGCACAAGCUGUACUCAACGCUGGCGCAGCUAUCAGCGCCAGUGCUCCACCUGCAGGUGGCGCCCUCGCUGCCCGCGCCCACUAGCCCCUCCCUGCCAGUGAGGCUGGUGUGCGCUUGCGCAGACGGCUCAGUCUACCUGGUGUCGCGAUCCACUGGGCAGACUGUUAGUGCGCUGCUGUUGGAACCCGAGGACCGUGCAGCCGCAGUGGCCUACUGCCUGCCACUUGAGGUCUUGUGGGUGCUGACACACACCGGGGACCUAGUGUGCGCCACUGCGGCGUGCUGCCCCAUGCGUGUGCUGCACCGGGAGUGCCCCCCACCUACCCCUGGACCCAGGCCCUGCUGCCUGCACCUCUACAGCCACCUCACAGAUCCCAACAGAGCCUUUAAGUCCUGGAAGGCCGCGAACCAGCGCAGGGGCACCCCAGCUACGAGCCGCGAUUUGGCCAGGGCAAAGAAGGACAAAAACAGGUACCUGCCCAUAGUGGGGCACACAGAUGGCUCGCUGUCGGUGUUUGAAUGGCACACCUGGAAGACUGUGUUCCGUCUGAAGGCACACAGCCCAGGCCCUGUCACUGCCAUUGCGUCCACCUGGAGUACCAUCGUGACUUCUGGAGAGGACUUGACUGUGAAGGUGUGGCGAGUCUUCCCCUAUGCUGAGGAGAGCCUGAGCUUGCUACACACCUUUGCCUCCUGCCACCUGGCUGUGGCACUCUGCGCCAUAGGGAAGUGCAUCACCGUGGGCUUUGAGGACCCAGACACUGCCACCUAUGGCCUGGUGCAGUUCUGUCUGGGCCAGAGCUCACGCUAUGAUCACCGGCCUCAGGAUGACCCCAUGGACCACAUCACAGGACUCUGCUGCUGUCCACUGCUCAAGCUAUAUGCCUGCUCCAGCCUGGACUGUACCAUUCGCAUCUGGACAGCAGAGAACCGGCUUCUGCGGCUCCUGCAGCUUGAUGGUGCCCCACAAGCCCUGGCUUUCUGCAGCGAUAGUGGAGACCUGGUGUUGGCGCUUGGCUCCCGCCUCUGCCUGGUGUCCCACCAAGUCUACCUGCCCACAUCCUACCUGGUGAUGAUCCUAUGCCAGAAGGCCCCCAGUGUGGUGAAUGACCCUCCACUGCCUCUGAUGAGCCAGGAAUUGCUGACCUCCACCCAGAUGCAGAGGCUUGCUGUCCUGCGUGGGGUGGCCAGCCUCAGCACGGCCAAGCCCUCCAUCCAGCACCCAGCAGGGACAGUACAGAAGGCAGUGACAAAGAAGGACCUAACAGCCCUUGCUGCCCGGGACCAGGACCUUCAGCAGCUGAAACUUGGUUUGGUGGGCCCAGCUACCAAGCAGCCCCUAUCUGCAAAACAACGCCAGGACGCCUUUGAGAACUAUAUCCGUCUCAUCUACGGCACCUGCUUUGCGGAUAUGCAAUCCGGAGGCACCCCCCAGAUGUGGAGCUCUGUUAGCCUGGCAGUGGACAGAGAGCCCCCCAGUCUCAAGCAUACAGAUGUCUGUGUGGACCACCAGACCAUCAUGCCCACCCUAAGCCAGCGCUUGGCACGAAUUCCCCCCCAUUUGGGGGUGCAUAGCAGGGCAUCCCAGCUGCUAGCCUUCUCUUCCCUGAGUGAAGACCUGGGCCUCAGUCUGGACCUGCAAGUGCUGUCAGAGUACCUCCAGGGCCCGAAGCCUGAAGCCAUAGAGCCCCCUGAGCCCCAGCUGCCACCCCCAAUCCCUCUGCUGCUGGAGAAGCGGCCCAGAGAGCUUCCCUCCAACCUUGGAGGCUUCUUUCCAGCCACCAUUGAUGCCAGUAAGCACUUCCUGCUGCCCAUCCAGUUCCCAGGCUAUGUGCCCAACUCCGUGGUGCUGCAAAAGUUGUGGCAUCAGCAGGAGAUCAGUGGGCUAGGAGACCUGGCUCUGCUCCAUGACCACCACCAUCAAGAGAUAGGACAGGACGAUGAGUGGCUGGUGAGACAUAGCAUGUAUUAUGGGCGGCUACAGAAACCAAUCCAGUGGAAAGAAGAGUCUGAGGAAGACAUGGAAGAGCCAGAAAAGGCAAUGUCGGUGUCCAUGUCAGUGGGGUCUAUUACAGUGCAAGAGGAGAAACUGGAUCUUUCCUGGUCCCAAGCAGAGAGCAUAAUCAGUCAGAUGGAAUCGGAAGAGAUUCGUACUCCUGACUCCCAGUACCACUGGAGCUCCCAUCACUUCUGGAAGCCUCAAAGCAUCCAUGAAGACAUCCAGAUCCACUUGAGCCCCCGGCACCAGCGAGGGCGCUCCCCCUGGAUAGAGCGCUACAAGUUCUUGCCCAAGUUUCUGCAAUAUUUCGUCAUCCGGAACUGGUUCAAAAAGCUCUUCCCAAUCUUCACACUGGAGGCCUAUCCUGAGAUGGGCACAGUGGAAGGCUUGGCCUCACAAUUCAUUAACCUACUGGAGGGGGCCUCCUGGGGAGACCGCAUUCACCUCCUGCAGGCACUGCUUCGACUGAUACCGGACAUGAGCAGAGGCCUGUGUGCCAGGCUGCAGGACAUCCUGUUGCGUCUGCUCAACACGGAGCCACCCCCCAGCUUCCAGGACCCAGUGCAGAAGAAGUUUGUGAUCCUGGCACUGCAGCUGCUCCUGGCCUGCUCCCUGGACUCCAGAGAUGUGGUGCUGGAGCUCAUGUCCUACUUCCUCUACUCACCACCAUCAUGCCAGGCCGAGAUCAGGAAGCUGAUGGAAGGGCUAGGCCUUCAUGACCCACAGGGCUACCUGUUUAAGGAGAUGAUGAGCUGGGUCCAGGGUCACGACUUGGUCUCCAAGGCCGCCCUGCGCAGGUGCUGCAGUCAGAAGCUGGAGGACAUGAUGCAGUAUUUGCAGUCACCUCCCGUGCAGAUGGGAAUGUUCAGGCCGACCCUAAUCAGGCUGUCAGAGCUGCUGUCCUCUGUCUGGACGGUGCCCUCAACACCCAAGGAAGCCUUGUCACAGACCUCAGUGAUGUCCGGAGCACCCUUCCUGCUCUCCCGGACCUCCUCCACUGUCUCCAGGACGCCCUCGAUGGUGCUGUCACAGGGGGAGGCAGACUCUGCUGGCCUGGAGCAUCAGCAGUCACUGAUGCAUCUGCGCCAAUGGCAGACCCACCACACACUGUCAGAGCUGCUGCUACCUUUUACCUCCCUGACCGACACCCAGCUGCUCUCCCCCACAUCCUCAGAUCUUCUUGGGGAGCCUCUGCCACUGGAGCUGACCGAGUGGGCCCGCACACACUUUCUGGAUCUGGGGACCACUGACUUGCUCAAUGCCUUUUGCGAGCAGCUAAGACUGAGGCAGUGGGAGGGGUUGGAGAGCCCCUGCCUGAGCCCUGGGCUGAGUCCCAGCAUGAGCCCUGGCAUGAGCCCACACCCUUGGCCCAGCCUCCAGCAGCAGGAGGAACCCGAGGUGGUACUACCUCAGUCCACUGGACAUCUGGAUGAUCAGCGCCUGUCCAUGCUUGGGCUUCGGGGGCACAGGAUGCUGCACUAUCCAAUGAGAAUGAGGGGUAGCCUGAAGGGCCCCAUCAAGAUGCUAAAGCUGCCUCUGCCCCGGGUGGAGCUCCAGCCUUUCCCACCCGGCUGGCCCCGGCCUGCCCGGCCCCUGCCCCCCCUACUCCUGCAGCCCGCCCUGCAGCGCUACUUUCUGCCGGACUACUCGUACCCUGGCGACAACCCCUGACCUGAUUGGGGUCCCAACACCCCACUCCACCCCAGCCUCCCCUGCCUCCCGCAUGGAGUCAGGAUUCAGCCCUCUGUACCACCCACUUCCACCCCCAUGUCCAGGGCUAGAAUAAAGUCCAGAGGCUGCAGCUGAAAACUGAA